This is a messenger RNA of Hypomesus transpacificus, 2545 nucleotides long. RefSeq lists its product as uncharacterized. Gene Ontology annotation, molecular function: cytokine receptor activity; protein binding. Lineage: Eukaryota; Metazoa; Chordata; Actinopteri; Osmeriformes; Osmeridae. The transcript is spliced from 10 exons. The record is from RefSeq and is a predicted model, not a curated record. Gene Ontology annotation, cellular component: external side of plasma membrane. Gene Ontology annotation, biological process: immunoglobulin mediated immune response; cytokine-mediated signaling pathway. Bases 477 to 2090 code for a protein of 537 amino acids.
ACAGUAGCCAUACACUAUUUUAAAACAUAGCCUACAGAGGCUACUCAACAUUACAGGAAGAUCGUGUUAACAUUCCUAAAUUGUUCACAAAUUCAUCAUAAAAAACCACAAAGCAUAGUCUACCUAAAUUAGCUAAAAAGAUGACAAUCCAGAACAAACUUGAUGUUUUCCUAAGGAAAGGGGACGCAUUUCCCACGAAAGGUGUGUCCUCAUCGUGCUGCCAGGAACGCGAAUUCCAGGAACAGAAAGUUACGGCGAUUGACUUACCAACUUAAUAUCUUCGUCAGAUAUUUGACAGUCGUGUAACUGAAUAGGUUCUAUCAGCAGACUCGAUUCCAGCAUUCAAAGCUUUAAUCAGACUUUAUUAAUCAAUUUACUCUGAUUAAACACAGUUAAGCGUUAGGAAUUAUAACAAUUACUUCCUCUUCAAACUGACGUUGAAGUUUCAACUUCGCUGCGUUUGAAAUCUCGUAAGAAUGUAUUUGCAAAUCCUUGUAUCCAUGACUUGUGCAACACUUGUCGGUGGGAUGGAUCUUCAAUGUUACAAUGACUAUGAUAAAACCAUGGAUUGCCAUUUUUCUUCUGUGAAGUCCAACUGUAGUGAAUAUAACCUGGAAUUAAAACCAUCUGAUCUGAACGACUCCUAUAGGCCUCGUUGCAUUUUGAAGGAACUAGUGAGAUCAAGCGAUGUCAUAUGCAGUUGCUCCAUUUCUAUGCGAUAUAUAGCAAUCGGUGAAAUAUUUACAGCAACUCUAAGGAAUCAGAGUUUCACAAUCCGCGUCAGUGACAGCAUUAAACCCAAACGUCCUACAAUUACAGAGGUGAAACAAUCACCAAAUGGAGAUUUCGGGGUAACAUGGAAAACAAACUAUGAAAAAUCUUUUGCCGAUCAACUGACGACUGAAUUGACAUACAAAAAAAUGGGCGAUAUAGAUGGGGUGUCCGAAAAUACCACAUCUACGUUGUUUGAGAUACUUGGGAGGAACUUGGAGCCAAAUACAAAAUAUGUUCUAAUAAUCAGGACAUAUUUCAGCGAACAUUUCAGUGAUAGCAGCGAAGAGUGGCACUUUACUACCCCUGUGGGUUUGUCUCAUGUAUUCAAGAUUGUCAUCGUUGCUCUGUCCAUUGUUGCCAUCAGUCUAACAUGUUUCCUGUUUUGGUGUUUUAUCAGACUCAAAAAUAAGUGCUGGGAUACAGUUCCUAAAUAUCCUAAUCCAGCCCUUUUGAAAAUGGAUUCUAAAGAGCCUUGGAUAUUUUCUCCUUCAAAGACCCCAUUGUGUUCCAUCUCAAUUGAUUCUCUUAAGAUGAAUGGGACAGGAGCAAAACAAUUGGCUAUUCAAGAUGGGAGUGGUCAGAGGGAUGAGUCUGAAAGUGAAGCAGUCCAUGACUUUUCUUCCCAGAGUUAUGCUCUCACAUGUCCGCCGCCAAUGAAUGAUCCGACACCAUGCAAUGCGCAAAAACAAAUAGCAAAAAUUCAAGCGGAACUCUUCAGUCUCUUUCCCAAUCUUUCCGUCAAUUCAGUUGACCCUUCUAAGUCACAAAGCUACAUGAAUGUUCCCAACUCAAAACCAAUCAACCAUUUCAGUGGUGGAAACCAGUCAGUGAUGGAAACCCCAACCUUGUUAACUAUGGGGCAUGCACUUCCUUGUGACGGUAGUUAUAAUUCCAAUGAAAUUAAGGUCACCUUUCCUCCAAUAUUUCUUGGUACAAAUCAAGAUCCCACAUUGUCUCCUUUUGAAGAAGACUCCUCUUACCACCCUUGUACUAAUAGUUUUGCAAGUUCCUCACCAGUAGAAGACAUUAGUCUGACUUGCAAAACUAAGGAACACAACAUACCUACCCCUACAUGCAGCCUUUCACCAAGUGGCGAUGAUUACCAAGCGGUACCAAGCCUACAACAGCACAACUCAUGUCAUUGGACUGCAAGUCAUUGUGCUGAGCAAGACAGACAAUGUCCAGAGAGUAAACACCUUCAAAGCUCAGAGACAAUGCCUCUGACGCUAAUGUGCAACUCCCAGGAAGGACUGUUCUUUUCCAUGAGUACUUUUCCUAACAAAGUGGAGCUAAUCGAUGAUUAUCACUGUGUGUAACAUCUUAUCAGGUGGAGAAAUGUAUGUAUUGAGUUUUGGUUUUAGUAUCUUUACUUUGGGCGAAUAUUCUUUUCAACAUUAAUACGAUAAUCAUGGCUAAAUUAUCAUACGCAUGCAAAUUAUGCUUCCACAAAUGUUAUUAGUAAGUAAAAAUACUUGGUUAGACAAACCAUUUAUUAGGUAACAUGUUAUGAAAUAUGCAUCAGUGCCAUUUGAAAUAUGGCACAAGAGACUCAAUCGCAGGCCUUCUAACUCAAAGAAUAGAUACGGUAUCCACAGGAGUCUACUGGCUGCUAUAGUACAACACUUGUUAGCGUCAUCUACAGUCACACUUAUGACCCAUGCAAAUUAUCUAGGAAAAUGUUUCGAACGGACUUCUAUUUGAAUGGCAGAUAUGAGUGUUUUACAUGCUUAACUUCAACCGUGUAAUAAACUUAAAUUCUCAUUAAAUUUUA